GCUUAUGAUGCUGAAGGCAGUUCACUUGCAGGCAGCUACUAAACUUGCUUAGAAAAGAGCAGCCUUCUCUGUCUUCUUUGCACAAGAAGCAGGUUGAUUUGGAAAAAAAUACAAAGCCUGCUGGUUGUCAAGUUUUCCGGGUUUGGAUGAGUUUUCUCCAGUAGCAGUGACAGAGGUGUGAGGCAGCAAGACCUCCCCAGACGCAGCCAUGCCACCACCAUCAGACAUAGUCAAAGUGGCCAUUGAAUGGCCAGGGGCGUUCCCCAAGCUCAUGGAGAUAGACCAGAAAAAGCCUCUCUUGGCGAUCAUUAAAGAAGUGUGUGAGGGGUGGUCCUUGGGGAACCAUGAAAACUUUGCGCUGCAGAUUGCUGAUGCAACAAAUUUCUACAUCACAGAAAAGAAUCGCAAUGACAUAAAGAAUGGCUCAAUCCUACGCUUGACCACCUCUCCUUACCAGACAGCAGUCCAGCUUCAUGAGCGGAUCCAGUCAUCCAGCAUGGAUGCCAAGCUAGAGGCUUUGAAGGACCUUGCCAAUGCAUCUCGGGACAUCACCUUUGCCCAGGAGUUCAUCAACCUGGACGGCAUCUCUUUGCUCACUCAGAUGGUGGAGAGUGGAAAUGAGCGCUAUCAGAAACUACAGAAGAUUAUGAAGCCCUGUUUUGGUGACCUGCUGUCCUUCACUCUGACGGCCUUUGUGGAGCUGAUGGACCAUGGCAUCGUCUCCUGGGACACUUUCUCUGUGGCCUUCAUCAAGAAGAUUGCCAGCUAUGUGAAUAAGUCAGCGAUGGACACCGCGGUGUUGCAGCGCUCCCUGGCCAUCCUGGAGUCUAUGGUACUCAACAGUCAGGAUCUGUACCACAAGGUUGCGCAAGAGAUCACCAUUGGACAGCUCAUCCCUCAUCUUCAGGGGACUGAUCAAGAUAUUCAGACCUACACUAUUGCUGUCAUCAAUGCUCUCUUCCUCAAAGCUCCUGAAGAGAAGAGACAGGAGAUGGCCCAUAUUCUUGCCCAGAAACAGCUGCGCUCCAUCAUUCUCAGUAAUGUGAUCCGGAGCCCCACACCCAUCAAUGAUGAGAUGGCCCACCAACUGUAUAUGCUGCAGGUGCUCACCUUCAACCUGCUGGAGGACCGCAUGAUGACAAAGAUGGAUCCCCAGGACCAGGCUCAGAGGGACAUCAUCUUUGAGCUGCGAAGAAUUGCCUUCGAUGUGGAAUGUGCGCCCAACAACAGCGGCAGCAUCGAGAAGCGCAAGUCCAUGUACACACGUGACUACAAGAAGCUUGGCUUUAUUAACCAUGUGAAUCCAGCUGUGGAUUUCACCCAGAUUCCUCCAGGCAUGCUGGCUCUGGACAACAUGUUGUAUUUUGCCAGGCACCACCAGGACGCCUACAUUAGGAUUGUCUUGGAGAACAGCAGCCGAGAAGACAAGCAUGAGUGUCCGUUUGGCCGCAGCAGCAUUGAACUGACCAAGAUGCUCUGUGAGAUUCUGAAAGUGGGCGUGCUUCCCAGUGAAAACUGCCACGACUUCCACCCGAUGUUCUUCACUCAUGAUCGCUCCUUCGAGGAAUUUUUCUGCAUCUGCAUCCAGCUGCUCAACAAGACCUGGAAGGAGAUGAGAGCCACAAGUGAAGACUUCAACAAGGUAAUGCAGGUGGUGAGGGAGCAGAUCAUGCGAGCGCUGACUCUCAAGCCUAAUUCCUUGGACCAGUUCAAGAGUCGCCUGCAGAACCUGAGCUACACAGAGAUCCUUAAAAUACGCCAAUCCGAGAGGAUGAACCAGGAAGACUUCCAGUCCCGCCCCAUUUUGGAGCUGCGAGAGAAGAUCCAGCCAGAGAUCAUGGAGCUAAUAAAGCAGCAGAGGCUCAACAGGUUGUGUGAGGGAACGUGCUUCAGGAAAAUCAGUAGUCGCAGGAGGCAAGAUAAGUUUUGGUAUUGCCGUCUAUCGCCAAAUCAUAAAGUCCUCCACUAUGGAGAUCUGGAGGAGUGCCCUCAGGGCGAGGUGCCCCAUGAUUCUUUACAGGACAAAUUGCCUGUGGCUGAUAUCAAAGCUGUUAUAACCGGCAAAGACUGUCCUCACAUGAAGGAAAAGGGAGCCCUGAAGCUAAACAAGGAGGUGUUAGAGCUGGCCUUCUCUGUCCUCUAUGAGUCCGAUGAGUAUUUAAACUUUAUUGCUCCUGACAGGCAUGAGUACUGCGUUUGGACAGACGGUCUAAACGCCCUCCUCGGUAAGGAGAUGACCAGCGAUUACACCAAAUCUGACAUGGACACCCUUCUCUCCAUGGAGAUGAAGCUCCGUCUCUUGGAUUUAGAGAAUAUCCAGAUUCCAGAGGCCCCACCCCCGAUUCCCAAAGAACCUAGCAACUAUGACUUUGUUUAUGACUGUAACUAGAAGACCGACCCAUGAGCCUAAUCCCCAGAUCCACCCGGCACCUAUUGUACUCACUGGACCAGUCCCCUUUUCUUAUCAACUGGAACAAAAAUGAAUAAAACCAUAAGAUAUAAAAAGUGAACUGUGACUGAAACAAAAAGGAUUUAUUGAACUGUUUCCUUAUUACUUCUCACUAGACUUCUAUAAGAGAGUAGUGGUGCAUAUUAAUAGGCUCACUGCACUUGAGGGACUUGGGUCGAUGCAUGGAGUUGAGAGACUGGGAAAUAUAUGUUUGGCCUGUCGUUGGUCGCCCUGAGUCUUCUUCCUCACUCUCCUCCUGUGUCUGUUGUUUCAAAACAUUCGCUUUUUCUUGGCUGAGGCGCCAGCUGUCCUCUUCCUUGAAGAUUUUUGUAGACAAACGCUUAGAAAUGAUACCUUAUUUGGCUUUCUUGUUGUCUUUUUAUGUUUAUUUUAUUAUUUUUCCUCAGGGCUUUUGUGGUGGGAGGGAUGAUGGUUGUGUAGUUCAGGAGCAGGGAAGGACGGGGGAUUUACCGUCAACUUCCCAGCAGUAUUUCCUGUCACAUUCUCACUUACAGUAUUUGUGGCAGCUAAGUGUUUUCCAAAAAGCAGAAAAAAGGUUAAAGUACAUUUUAAGAGAAAGUCUUCUUUGAUAUAGCUUCUUGUAUCCGCUCUGUUAUGCUACUCAUAUACUGAAGACUGUUAAUAAGUCAAUCCUCACAAUCCAGGCACUGUACUACAGUAAACAGCCUUUCUUUUAAAUAUUGUAUUGUUAAUGUUAUUAUCCCACCGCUGCUUAUUGCAUAUUGUACACACCUGCACUGUGGCUUUGCCAAAAACAAACACCAAGCACCACCAUAUUGAAACACACCUACAAACAGCUCGUCUCUCCCUCAUAUGAGUCUGUCGUUGUAAUGACUGCUGUACACAACAUUCCUAAGCAAUAUUUGAGUUUUUUUUUUCUUUAUCAUUUGUAAGAUGGUCAUAACUUUGUGAUUUUGAUAUUGUGAAACUGCCAGGUCAUUGGUAUGAGAAAGAGGAUGUUACUAUUUGGUCAAGGCAAAUUGUCUUUUUGUGUGUUCAUGACUAUAUGGCCACAAAAUUGAAAAUUUAUGUAUUUUUUAAUUUAAAAACAAAUCAUGGUUGUUAUUUUCAGUAUGAUUUAUAUAUUGCCCCUUCCUAUUUAAUACCUUCAAUUUUUUCCUGUAGGAUUUUUGAAAGCCCCUCAAAACUGCUGUUUACAUUAAAGAUUUAA
Monopterus albus (swamp eel) is the source of this 3641-nucleotide messenger RNA. It is a transcript of the gene elmo1, whose product is annotated as engulfment and cell motility 1 (ced-12 homolog, C. elegans). The record is from RefSeq and is a predicted model, not a curated record. Gene Ontology annotation, cellular component: plasma membrane; guanyl-nucleotide exchange factor complex. The transcript is spliced from 22 exons. Bases 209 to 2389 code for a protein of 726 amino acids. Lineage: Eukaryota; Metazoa; Chordata; Actinopteri; Synbranchiformes; Synbranchidae. Gene Ontology annotation, biological process: cell motility; actin filament organization.